AUGGUUUUCGUCGUGUGUACCUUGCAACGCCUACAACCUGGGCACCGUUGGAGCGUCAGCGGAGCGCCCGCGGGCGUGGUUGCUCCGAAGCGUCGGCGCUGUUCGUGUUACGCUAGUACAGCGGCGAGCGGCAGCAGUGACGACGGUGUUGAUGAGGAGCGUCGUUUUGGGCAACCUCCUGAGCAGCACGCAGCAACGCCCAAUGGGAGUCCUCACGGAAACGCACAACCGGCUCGACCUGCGCCUGCAGUUGUUCGCGUGCAGCUGAUGGUGCUGUUGGAGACCACGGCAGCGUGGCUUGCUGCCCGACGACGAGGCGCUCCGCGCGCCUCUGCUCGCGAGUUGGAACGCGUCCAACGCUUGCCGUCUUUCUUCCGUGAUACUAAGGGAGAGUCCAGUCGCAGCGCUCCGGCGAACGCUGCUGUCGCCGCUGCGCCCAGCGCCGCUGGAGCCAGCAGCGCCCAGCCGUCGACCACAGGCCCCGAAAACUGGACGAUACGCGCGCCGGUCUAUCGAGUUGUGCUCUUCCGAGCACAGACGCUCGAGCAGGGCCACUCCACGGAGCACGUUGUGCGCGCUCUCGUAAGCCAUGUCCCGCAAAUGGGCUUUGGCACGGCCGUGGCGACCGCUCGAAUACUGGAGCGGUGCGGACGAGCCGAGGUGCUCAUGCCGAGUGAGCGGCUCGCCGAGUGCUGCUGUGGACGUCUGCUAGCAGAGGGCAUCAUGGCCAGCGUGGAGCCUGUAUCCUAA
Messenger RNA from Cyanidioschyzon merolae strain 10D, 750 nucleotides. RefSeq lists its product as hypothetical. The transcript has a single exon. Bases 1 to 750 code for a protein of 249 amino acids. The record is from RefSeq and is a predicted model, not a curated record. NCBI's taxonomy places the organism in Eukaryota, Rhodophyta, Bangiophyceae, Cyanidiales, Cyanidiaceae.